AUGAGGGACAUUGUGGCGGCGAGCUUCGCCAACGCACCCGCACCGCAGGCGCCCGCGCGCAACCCCUCCCCACCCCGCCCCCCCUCCAUCCCCUCGCUAGAGACGUUCAACUCCCACCGCAGACCGAGGCGGCCGAAGCUCGGCGACAAGAAGGUCUACCGGCCCGUACGCAGGCACACGCUCUCCAGAAUAGACGAGACCCCGCCUCCUACGCGGCCCCGUUCGAAAAGCCUCCAGGUGUCUACGGACCUCUCGUCGAUGCGGCCCAUGUUGAGGUCCCGCUCUAACGUGUCCGCGGACACUAGUCGCAGCGUGCCCGUAUGCGACCAGAGCGUCGGCACGUUCGGGGUGAGCAGCAGUCCCCAGUACGCCGAGCCCAAAGGCUACGACUCCGCCUCGUCGUACGACCCGCCCGCCUCAAUGAGCGACCUCCCCGUCCUCGCCCUAGGGCCUAACCCCUACAUCCCCUACCCCGAAUACACGUACUACCAAGAAGCCGCCCGCAGGUUGCCUGCUAAGACCAACAACCUCUUUUUAGCGUUCAUGUAU
Molecule: messenger RNA, 549 nt
Organism: Iphiclides podalirius (scarce swallowtail)
Lineage: Eukaryota; Metazoa; Arthropoda; Insecta; Lepidoptera; Papilionidae
Source: the annotation of a GenBank genome assembly